Entrophospora candida is the source of this 154-nucleotide messenger RNA. The record is from the annotation of a GenBank genome assembly. NCBI's taxonomy places the organism in Eukaryota, Fungi, Glomeromycota, Glomeromycetes, Entrophosporales, Entrophosporaceae.
AGAUGCAAUAAUUUUACAAAAAUAUGUUAUAGGAACACCAAUGCUUGAGGAAUCAAAUUAUUUCAAAAAAGAAGUAUUUCCAAAAUGUCAUGAUGCAUUAAUUGAAUGUUGCAUAGAUGAUGAUAUAUUACAAAGAAAUGUAUUGUGGAAUUGA